Molecule: messenger RNA, 636 nt
Organism: Morus notabilis
Lineage: Eukaryota; Viridiplantae; Streptophyta; Magnoliopsida; Rosales; Moraceae
Exons: 1
Coding region: 1-636 (211 amino acids)
Source: RefSeq, a predicted model, not a curated record
AUGGCGGCGUGUAGUUUUGAUAUGCUAUUCACUUAUGUCAAUACCGGAUGGGAAGGAUCAGCUGCUGAUUCCAGAGUGUUAACUGAGAUUUUAAGAAAUCCAGAUGACCCAUUCGUGGCGCCACUCCCACCAAAAUAUUACGUUGUGGAUUCCGGUUACAGCAACACGCAAGGCUUUUUGGCACCAUUUCGUGGUCAGAGGUACCAUAUUCAACAGUUUAGAAACGGUGGCCAACCAACGGGACCACAAGAGUUAUUCAAUUAUUAUCACUCCUCACUGCGUAAUUGCAUAGAGAGUUGCUUUGGGGUCUUGAAAGCAAGGUUUACAAUUCUUAAGCAUAUGACAAAUUAUUGGAUGCCAAGACAAAAUAGUAUACCAAUAGCUUGUUGUGUGAUCCACAAUUUAAUUAAGAUGCACGCGCGAGAUGAUCCCCUAUUUAGACAAUAUGAGGUCGAUUUGCCCGUAGAAGAUAUUGAAGGAGAGGGAGAACAAGAAGGACAACAGGAACAACAACAUGGUAUGGAUACACAAGAAGCAGAAACAUCUGAAAUGGAUGGUCGGCAACAACGUAAUUACAUGGUUGAUUUUAGGGAUCAUCUAGCUAAUCAAAUGUGGGAUUCAUAUAGGCGACAAUAA